Messenger RNA from Notothenia coriiceps (black rockcod), 2699 nucleotides. Its product is annotated as retinal-specific ATP-binding cassette transporter-like. Gene Ontology annotation, biological process: lipid transport; transmembrane transport. The record is from RefSeq and is a predicted model, not a curated record. Gene Ontology annotation, molecular function: ABC-type transporter activity; lipid carrier activity; ATP hydrolysis activity. Bases 1 to 2076 code for a protein of 691 amino acids. Lineage: Eukaryota; Metazoa; Chordata; Actinopteri; Perciformes; Nototheniidae. Gene Ontology annotation, cellular component: membrane; intracellular membrane-bounded organelle. The transcript is spliced from 16 exons.
AUGUCCAUGUUGGACUACAACGCCAGGGACCGCGCCCUCUACGGCUGGAACAACGGUCACCAGGUUUGGUAUAAUAACAAAGGCUGGCACGCCAUGGUGGCCUUCAUGAACGUGGCCAAUAACGCCAUCCUGCGGGCUUUCCUGCCUCCAUCCUCCAAACCUAUGGAGUUUGGCAUCACCGCCAUCAACCACCCUCUGAACCUGACCAAGGAGCAGCUGUCCGAAAUCACAGUGUUGAACACUUCAGUCGACGCUGUGGUUGCGAUCUGUGUUAUUUUCGCCAUGUCCUUCAUCCCCGCCAGCUUCGUCCUCUACCUCAUCCAGGAGCGAGUGACCAAGGCUAAACACCUGCAGUUUGUGAGCGGGGUCAGCCCUGUGGUUUACUGGGUGGCCAACUUCUUCUGGGACAUGGUUAACUACUCCCUCAGCACUGCAUUGGUGGUUGGCAUUUUCCUGGCUUUUGAUAAAAAGUGUUACACAUCACCAUCCAACCUGCCAGCACUAAUAACUCUGCUUCUGCUCUAUGGGUGGUCGGUGACGCCCCUGAUGUACCCCAUGUCCUACAUAUUCGACAUCCCCAGUACUGCCUACGUGUCUCUGUCCUGCAUCAACCUGUUCAUAGGCAUCAACAGCAGCGCCAUCACCUUCAUCCUGGAGCUCUUUGAAAACAAUCUGUCUCUGCUGAUGUUCAAUGAGUGGCUGAAGAAAGGCCUGCUGCUGUUCCCUCACUUCUGCCUGGGGAGAGGGCUGAUCGACAUGGCCAUGAACCAGGCUGUGACGGAUGUUUAUGCCAGAUUUGGUGAGGAGUUCACACAGGACCCGUUCCGGUGGGACUUUGUGGGGAAGAAUAUAGCUUUCAUGGCAGUGGAAGGCUUUGUCUUCUUUAUUCUUAAUCUUCUGAUCCAGUACCGCUUCUUCAUGGACAAUUGGUUCACAAAGUGCCCGCAGACUACAGUAAGAGACGAGGAUGAAGACGUGGCAGCAGAAAGGCAGAGAGUUUAUGACGGAGCGAGCAAGACAGACAUCCUGCAGAUCAGAGACCUCUCUAAGACGUAUGUGGGCAGGAAGAGGGCAGCUGUGGACCGGAUUUGUGUGGGUGUCCCUGCAGGAGAGUGCUUUGGUCUUUUGGGAGUUAACGGAGCUGGAAAGACGACGACCUUCAAAAUGCUGACUGGGGACAGUGAUGUCAGCUCGGGGGAGGCCACUGUGGCUGGGUACAGCAUCCUGACAGAGAUUCUGGACGUGCACCAGAACAUGGGCUACUGCCCUCAGUUCGAAGCCAUCGAUGAGCUGCUAACCGGCAGGGAGCAUCUGUACCUGUACGCUCGUCUCAGAGGGGUGCCGGAGUGCGAGAUCCCCAGAGUGGCAGAGUGGGGCAUCCAGAAGCUGGGCCUGACGGAGUACGCGGGCCGCUGCGCCGGGACCUACAGCGGAGGCAACAAGAGGAAACUCUCCACAGCGAUCGCGAUGAUCGGGUGCCCGGCGCUGGUGCUGCUGGAUGAGCCCACGACAGGGAUGGACCCCCACUCUCGACGCUUCCUAUGGAAUGCCAUCAUGAGUGUGAUCCAGGACGGGCGUGCCGUGGUGCUAACAUCACACAGUAUGGAGGAGUGCGAGGCCCUCUGCACUCGACUGGCCAUCAUGGUCAACGGGACUUUCAAGUGUCUGGGUACCAUCCAGCAUCUCAAAUACAAGUUUGGUGACGGCUACGUAGUGACCAUGAAGAUGAAGGCAGCUCGAGCGGGCGUGUCUCUGGACCUGGAGCCCGUGGAGAGCUUCAUGGAGAGCAGCUUCCCCGGCUGCGUGCAGAGGGAGAAGCACUACAACACGCUGCAGUACGAGAUCGCCUCCUCCUCCCUGGCCAGGAUAUUCCAGGUGGUGGUGGCCAAUAAAGAAAGGCUCAGCAUCGAAGACUACUCUGUUUCCCAGACAACACUGGACCAGGUGUUCGUUAACUUUGCCAAGCAGCAGACAGCAGAGGACGAGGACGCUACGCUAAACAAACGGACGGCAGGUCGAAGAAAAGAUGUCAAGAUCUUGCCCGUGCAGAGGAGAACACGUAAAGGUCCCGUGUAAAUAAACCGAAACGGGGCAGUGAUAUAACUUUCUACAUUCCACAGUUAAAGCAGCACUUUUAAAUAUAGCCAAAUUAUUUUUAGAGUAGAGACGAGACUUGCCAGUUAACCUGCCAAAGUAACUGGUAACACUGGCUUUUUUUUCUAGCCACUUAACAAGCAGCAAACCGGAGUUAGUCUUCCAAAAUAUUGUAAAAAAAGACAUUAAUUAGACUUUAAAUGAUGUAUUUUAACAGCAAAACUGUGGGGAAACAGCUGGGUGUUCGUCUAAGUUCAUCUGGUGUUUAGAUUGACUGGCAUGUAUACAUUUGUACAUACUCUAUGUUAAAAUAUUUAAGCACCUUAGAAACAGAUUUUUUAACGUUUACAUUAACGCACACACCUCAAUUUUAUGUCACACAUGUAAACAAAUGUCAUAUGAUAUUGGUUGCUAAUUCUUUUCCAUAACAUAUUUAUUAUUGCUUCUUUUUUGUUCAGUCAUUCUUUGUUCAGUAUUUCAUACACUGCCAUGUUAUGUUACACCUCUUGAAGGAAAGGGAAAAAAGAUAUUUAACAAAAUAAAGCUGUGAAUGAAGAGGAUUUAUAUUUUGUAUCUGAACAAAUAAAACUUUAAUAAGCUUUAUG